AUGAGACUCAUCAGAUCAGAUGAAGGACAUUUCACUAAACGAUUCGCUAAUCAUCACAGCUCAAGUCUGGUUAAGGCCAUUUGUUUAUUGUUUCUUUAUAUUUACUGCUUUCCUUUUGGAAUCAAGAGAGCCAAUGGCGGUUUGGUUUCAAUUGAUGAUGACAAUGAUGCUGAUGCUGAAGUUGGUCCCGGUCCCGGUGCUGAUGCUGAUAAUAAUGAUAGUGAUAAUGAUAAUAAUAGAAAUCGUUCAUGA
Molecule: messenger RNA, 252 nt
Organism: Phycomyces blakesleeanus NRRL 1555(-)
Lineage: Eukaryota; Fungi; Mucoromycota; Mucoromycetes; Mucorales; Phycomycetaceae
Exons: 2
Coding region: 1-252 (83 amino acids)
Source: RefSeq, a predicted model, not a curated record